CAUAUCCUUUUAAAUAUUCAGGACUUCCAAAAGAGGGGAUUGUUGUUUGUAGAGGAACUUGCAAGCCGAAAAUAAUAGGUUUUCAGUAAUGAGAAGUGGUUCUCGGUGAAAAGCGAUUCUAGGAAACAUUCAAACUUGUUCUUGUCAAGAGACAAUGAAGGAGAAAAGUCUGAAUUUCCAAUAUUUGCUGUCUACAAGAACCAUGGCAAUCGUUCCAAAUAUUGAAGGGUUAAAAUAUAUUUUGGUUAUAUUUAUGAUUUGCAAAGAACAAGUAGACGGCUGCGAACCAAAGGAAAAUUGCGACACUACAUUUGUUCCAGAUUGUCUGAUGAACCAAACUGAUUUUCAGGCAGACAAUAUCCGGAUGGAAGCUGAUGUGCCAGAUGUCUGGAAGUGCCAGGAGCAUUGUCAAGAGGAAGCAGAUUGCAUGGGCUCUGUUUGGAUUCAACCCUGGUUUCAUUUCAAACCCAAGGGAUGUUUCUUAAAGAGCUCAAUGCUUGCAGCUCAAAGAGCUCAACUCAAUGGCGUAAUUGCCGCUCCCAAGUAUUGCUUGAAGCAGCACGGAUUGCCAGGGGAUGUUUUUGCCUUUCGAAACUCAAGUUAUCGAUUUAUGACUCAGAAAACUACGUUGGAAAAUGCUAUCGAAACUUGUGAAAGCCUUCACGGGGCUUUGUCAUCAAUGGAGACCAAAGAAGAGUAUUUCUUUAUUCGAUCCGGCAUUUUACAACUGACAAACUACAAUUUUUCUCUUUAUUCAGGAAAUUAUCACGUUGGCUUACGACCGAAUUCACUGUCUUUCGAAUGGAUCUCUGGCGUCAAAUAUGAUUCCAAUGCCUAUAAUGUGUGGUGUUCCGAACAACCAAAUACUCUGAGCAGCGUCCACGGAUCAUUACUAAGCUCUGAAAAGUCUUGCAUCAACUUCUUGACUGAUUCGCAAUUGGAGGAGAAAUUCAUUUGCGAAUUCAGAGGAUGCCUUGGACAUAAACCCCCCUCUUUGACAGCCAUGAAUGCAAAAGAAAUGAAAUUUGAUACAACAAUGGUCACUUAUAGAGUUUUCUCAUUGUAUCGAAGUGUCUAAGAAUUACCAAAAUGCUGACCAUAUAUCCGAAACCAAUGGUUCGUCAAUCCAAGAUUGUUCCGAUGCCUGUCAAUCCAAUGCAGAAUGCGAUCAUGGAGUAUAUUUGUCUAAUUUGCGACAAUGCAUUCUUUAAGACAAAAAGGGAACCAGUGUGUCGACGACAAACAAUCAUCUUUUCACGAUUCCAAAAAUAUGUGGUUUGUAGAAUGCAAAACCAUUUGAUGUUGAAACAUUUCUCUUGAUAACCCAAAACAGUUCCAGGAUGUUCCAUGGAUGGAACAGACUAUAAUGGUCACGAUAUAAUGUCAUUUGGCACACACGAUGCUUUUGAAUGCCAGGAGUUUUGCCAAGCUAACCCUGAGUGCGUUGGAGUGGUGUGGAUUAGGCCGUAUCAAUCUUUUCGUCCACGAGAAUGUUAUCUCAAACGUUUCAUGAACGUGGCAGAUCGAAAAAAUCAACCUGGCACGAUUUCUUUACCGAAGUAUUGUCUGAACAGUGAGCAUUGCACUUUGAUGAGUUGCUGUUUUGUCAAGAUUACAGGCAUUUAUCUUACUGUUAUACAUUAACCAUUAGACAACAAAGCUCCGGGGAGUUUUUUUGUGUUCGAGAACUCUGCUUAUAAAUUCAUUGGUGAAAAAAUGAGCUUUAGUCAAGCCAGACAGACUUGUCGGGAUCUUCAUGGUUCUUUGGUAUCCAUGGAGACUAAAGAGGAAUACCUAUUCAUCCGUUCAGCUAUUCUCCAAUUGAUGGUGUUUAAUUCAACGAUCUUUUCUGGAAAUUACCAUAUUGACCAACUAGAGUUUGACUCUAACUUACUUGGACGUUGCCUAGAAGGAGCUUCACGUCCAAGACCCAACUCCAAAGUACGGACAGGCCUUGGGUUCCAGAGCCCAGUUUUUUAAGCCAAGGAGUGAAUCUUAGAUCGAGAAAAGAUGCAACUUAUGUAGUGCAGUACGACGUUUUGCUCCAACCAUUAGACUCUCCACAGAUAUUUUCUCCUUUAAUCAUUUUCUGGUUUUUUCAUGGAUAAAAUGAAAAGUUGUAACCCGGCUUUUGUUAUUGCUUGUUUGUUUGGUUGCUUGGUUUGUCACGGAGUCAAAUAACAACUCUUUCCUUGGGCCUGCCACCUGGUGAGGGUUGUCCCAAUGAAAAUAUGUCAUGCGCUUCGUCAUCACAGAAAAAAUCAAUUUUUACCUCACACUCGGGAAUGACCAAUGGUUUGCCCAUUUGAAGCCCUAAAGCUGUAACUCUUUGUUUAAAUUGAAUACCAAAAUCAAGCUUGGACUCGGCUUGUCUGGGAUCGAACGUGGGGAGUAAAUUAGAAAGCAAACGCUGAACUAAUGGUCCUUUUCAAUUAGAAUACUAAAUAAUGUACUGUUGAAGUGUUGUGACACUAUGAAUAAGCUCCCAACUCUUUUGGAAGACGUCUCAUAUCCUCUAUGAGUAAAAUUUCGAACAAUUAUGUCAGUAAGAAUUAAACGGGAAUUAGCAUACCGUAUCAUUGAUUUACACUCCAAGACUUUUACAAACAUUACUUCCAACGAAAUAGUACUAAGAAAAGCACAAUUUCGCAUGGUUUUGGUGACCUACAUAAAAAAUCACUUGUGGUACUAAGCUUUACAUUACAUUUGGGCUUUUAACGACUGAUCAACAUGCAUGUCAACAACCACCAUCUAAUGAUCAAAUAUGGCCGACAGUGGGUGAAAAAAUAACAUUUUAUGGCUCGAAACAUGACAUUUAAAUCCUCACGAUACUUUAAACUUGUCCCCUUGUUAUAAAAAAAAUGAGACGGGACAUACAAAUCAAAAAUGAUUGAGGGUUGAUGAACGACCAAUCAGGUAGCCGUCUUAUACUACGCUAGAUAGAGUUUUAUAUUAUAUCCAUUGGGCGCUUACUUUUUGGAUAAUUAUUUUUCUUAAAGCCAAUAACUUUUGGCUCAGUGAGUCAUUAAGUCGACAACAAAUGUGUCAACAACUUAGCUCUUCUGGAAAACUCGAUAUUGGUUGAUUAAGAUAAAAUUUCUUAAUCCUGUGCCCGCUUUUUUAUUCUAUGAAAUUAAAAAAGGUAAAAGGUGAAACUUACUCACUGAUUGCCUUCGUCUGUGUUUUUGUUAUUUGUGUUGAUUGGAAGAUGGCUUACAACAUAUGAUAACAUAUCUUAAAAAUACAAAAUAGACAGGACUAACAGCAAUAGUAAAUUUGUGAAGCGGAAGCUUUCCAUACGACUUUCAAUGCCUGUCUUCUUGGUUCGAUCCCUCCAAAACAAUACAAAGCUUCUUGGGGUUUAAAAGAUGGAAUAUGCAGGUGCUUUUUUAAAAAGGCUUCCAAUAGGCAAACUUAUAGUUGUUCCCAAAGGUGCAGUACCAAUCACAAAGAGAUUUCCUUUAGUCACAGAUCAAGCCCAGGAGUUGUCAUAUAACUAUGGAAAAAUAAAAUGAAUGUAUUUAUGACAUUUUAAGGAAUCUACCGUUCUUUUAUACCCUGUAGGGUUGACCAAGAACAAUAAUUGGCAAUGGCAGUGGGAAUCUAAAUUGGAAUAUGACCUAGAUGACCCCGAUGCUUGGUGCUCAGAACCAAACGGUUGGCAUUUUCGUACCUCCUUCAAUGCUGAAAGAUCUUGUGUGACUCCGUUGCUGUGGGAUACUAAAUCAUUGGAGUCGGUUGUAUGCGAGUUUUCCCGUAAAAACGAAUUUGGAUUAUUACUGACGAACGUUGGAAAAAUCUUCCUUGGUUUGAACUGACUUUCAAUGAGUAAUUGAUUUUACUUUUCAGGCUGCUUGCCCUACACACCACCAAUGGUCCCAAAUAGUGAAGAAAUAUUUGACGGCUCAAACAUUAUCUACAGAACUAACUAGUAUGAUUGACAAAGGCAUCAAAAAGGAGACCAAUCAGAGAGCACUACUUUCUUGGAGCAGCAAUAUCUCAUUUACCCGCAAACAGGUAGCCAAUGUGGUGACAAGUGAUGUUUCAAAUAAUAUUUAUGCCUUAAGUUGAUAAAGGCUACUUUUUAAAGAAGUUGUUUAAUAAAAGCAAAAGCCCUAAUGCAAUGGUAAUGAGCUGACAUUGCGCAUGGCGCCUGACAGACCUUCAGUCAUUUUUAGGUCUGGCAAAUCAAUUAAGACAUUUUGUUCUGGAUUUGACCCAUGCCUCACAGCCACUUCGCAAUCUGAUGAAGAAAGAGACGUCAUUUCAGUGGCUUUCCGAGAAUGAAGAGGCAUGUCGAGCACUGAAGGAAAUUUUGAUCAACCCCAUUGGUCCAAUCUUGGCUCACUUUGAUUCCACCCUCCCAACCUCUCUGCUUACCGAUGCUUCACGCCUCAAAGGUCUUGGAUAUGCCCUUCAUCAAAUCCGUCCUGAUGGUCGUUCUAACUUGAUCCAAUGCGGAUCAAGAUAUCUGAAGGAGGCUGAAACCCAAUAUGCCGUGUGCGAGUUGGAAGCUUUGGCAAUCCAAUGGCGAUUAUGCAUUGUCAAAUGUACCUGGCCGGCAUGAACUUUACCCUUAACAAGGAUCAUUGGCCAUUACUUGGUAUCUUCAGAGGGUCAAACCUCAAACCUGGCAGCCGUAGACAAUCCACGUCUUCAACGGAUUUUAAUGAAAACGGCUAGAUACAUGUUCACCAUACAAUAGAUUCCAGGCAAGAAUCAUCGGAUUGCCGACACACUUUCACGUUAUCCCCUUUUUGAUGAUAAUUCUCAAGAAAAAUGACCACCUUCCACAUUCAAUAACUCCAUUCUUCUCUCCGUUGUUCAAAUGGAAUUCUAAUUUAGCCCUUCAUUCCAUCACCUUGAAUGCAAAGGCUGAUGUCAACUAUCUGGCAGUCAUGACCUCUCUUCUAUCUCGUAAAUCACCUAAACACUUACCUCAAUCUCAUCCGGCCAAAUUGUUCACCAAGCAAUGGGACAGCUUAUCCGUAGAUCACGAUAAUGUUUUUUGAUCCUUCAAGGCCAUCGCAUUCUUGUGCCCACCCAAUCUCGUUCAACCAUUCUCCAAGACUUGCAUCAGUCCCACUAAGACCUGCGCCUGUUGGACCUGCGCUCUGGCUUGGAGCCAGUAUUUUUGGCCGAGCAUGAACAAUGGCAUUGAAUAAGUAAUCAGUUCAUGUGCUCAAUGUCAGGAGUUUUGCCCUAGCCAAUAACUUUAACUUUAUUGCGACUCUUGGUCAUGUCAGAUUGUAAAAUGUAUAAAACUGUAUGUAUAAAUAUCAUAUACAAAAAUCGAUUAAUAAAAGAAUAAAAUGGUCAAGACUGAUAAAAUAGUUGACUAGAGUGUGGUAUCACAAUGAGUUUGACUAGUAUUGGUUCAGUGCACAUGAAAAAAGUGAAGAGGGAAAUUGCAGAUAGUACAUAAACAGGUGGGGAGAGGUAAAUGAUGAAAAUCUUGGUUAUUGCAGUAGAGUGGGUGGGUCAGAUUGAACAGAUCUUUUGUCAGCUCCCGUCGUUGAUGGCAUUGGGUCGGGAGCCGGACAAAGGUACGUGAGCGCCAAUACUCCGAAGGGAUGUCGGGCCAAGGACAAUAAGGUGUUAUUAAGU
Molecule: messenger RNA, 5607 nt
Organism: Tigriopus californicus
Lineage: Eukaryota; Metazoa; Arthropoda; Copepoda; Harpacticoida; Harpacticidae
Exons: 8
Coding region: 155-1078 (307 amino acids)
Source: RefSeq, a predicted model, not a curated record